This is a messenger RNA of Medioppia subpectinata, 1258 nucleotides long. NCBI's taxonomy places the organism in Eukaryota, Metazoa, Arthropoda, Arachnida, Sarcoptiformes, Oppiidae. The record is from the annotation of a GenBank genome assembly.
AUUCUGGUGCUUUCACACCCAAAGUGUAUGUGAUUUUCAUUCAACACGUGUUGUGUUUCAACAGAUGAUAAGCAAAUCAUUAAUAUCUUAUGGCUUUUAUUGCAACUCAAUAUUACAAUACAGUCGUCGGAAAUGAAGACAUCGGAUCUAUUUGUCUGACGUAUCGAUCGCUAUAAAUAUAAUCCCAACAACAAAAAAACUAAAUAAUAAAACAUAAAUGGAUUAUAUUUUACGCAAAUUUAAAUACAAGCAAAAGCCGGUGCAGUCUUCGGCGCCGGAUCUGGUGGUGACAAGUCCUCAGUCGAUGGCCACGGACUCCAAUUCGUCCAAAUUUGAGUUUGAACUCGAAGAGAGACUUUCAUUACAUUCAUUUCAUUCAUCGCCAGACAAACACCGCGUCCGCCGACACACCGCCGGCCACUCGUCGGACACCCAAUUGGCUAAUGGUGUGCAUCGAGUCGGCGGAGAGUCCGGUGCGGCCGCCAGUAGUGGCCAUCGACGACAGUCCCAUCAGUAUAGCAGUCAUUAUUCGUUGAAUUCGUCGCCCUCUCACUCGUCCGCCUCAUCCGAUGGACCAGAACUCAGGCUCAACGCCGCCGUCCAUAAGAUACUUAUGGGCCGACCGGUGAUAGUUCGUCGGCAUUAUUACGACGAUGACAUACAAAUUGGUGACAAUUCAUUCGCCGUCGACUGUCAGUAUUGGCAUAACUUCUUUCGGGCCAAACACGGGUCGCCCCCACUGUCUGUGUCCUAUCGGUUAGUCAAUAUGGCACAGGAAUGGGCCAACUAUUUAGCCCACACCGACUCCUAUAAGUAUCGCAACAGCGAAGGCAUUGGCGAGAAUUUAAUGUGCAAAUGGACGUGUCAUCCAGACUUUGAUCCUCCAGGCGAAGAAAUAGUAAGAUUUUGGUACUCGGAGAUGGAGUCAUACAAUUUCAACAUCGAUCCGGCUAUUAUGCAUACCCUGGCCAACCAUUUCACACAAAUCGUAUGGAAGAGUACCGUCGAGUUUGGUAUAGGGAAGGCCCACACCCGAGGGGGUAAACUGAUCGUGGUGGCUAAUUACAGGCCCUCAGGCAACAUCAUCGGUGGCUUUCAAGACAAUGUUUUACCACGUAUUAAGGAUGACAGCCAUCACAAGAAGUCUAAGACAAACACCACUUCCAGGACUAGUGGUGUCGACGAUAACGCCGCUGAAGACAUGGAUUCGCUCAAUGAGGCGUCCAUUCAAACUCAAAGUCUAUUAAGUAGUACUUAA